CGGAAAGAUGGCGGCGCCCACUGUGCACGGCGGCUAAUGCGGCGGCAGCGGAUCCUGAAUCGGUUUGUCCUGAAUAACAGGGGCAGGACGCCCCGAGUCCCCAGCCAGCAGGCACCAUGGUGACAGAGCAGGAAAUGGAGGCCGUGGGCCGGACACUGGUGGACGUCAAGCAGCCCCUGCACGUCCGUUUCCGGGCGCUCUUUACGCUUCGCGGCCUGGGUGGCCCCGACGCCAUCGCCUGGAUCAGCCGUGCCUUCGCCGACGACUCGGCUCUGCUCAAGCACGAGCUGGCCUACUGCCUGGGCCAGAUGCAGGAUGCGCGGGCCAUCCCCGCGCUGGUGGCCGUGCUGCGCGACCCCCGCCAGGAGCCCAUGGUGCGCCACGAGGCGGGUGAGGCCCUCGGGGCCAUCGGAAACCUGGAUGUCCUGGAGAUCCUGAAGGAAUACUCCACUGAUCCUGUCGUUGAGGUGGCCGAGACGUGCCAGCUGGCCGUGCAGCGGCUAGAGUGGCUGAAGCAGCGAGGCGGAGCCCCAGAGCCUGCGGGCCGGUACCUCUCGGUGGACCCAGCGCCACCGGCCGAGGAGUGCGACGUGGGGCAGCUGCGGGAGGCACUGCUGGACGAGUCUCGGCCGCUGUUCGAGCGCUACCGGGCCAUGUUCGCCCUGCGUGACGCGGGUGGCAAGGACGCAGCCCUGGCGCUGGCCGAGGGGCUGCGCUGCGGGAGCGCGCUCUUCCGCCACGAGAUCGGCUAUGUGCUGGGACAGCUGCAGCACGAGGCGGCGGUGCCCCAGCUGGCAGCGGCGCUGGCACGGCCGGCCGAGAGCCCCAUGGUGCGGCACGAGUGCGCAGAGGCGCUGGGCGCCAUCGCCAGGCCCGCCUGCCUGGCCGCGCUGCGGGCCCACGCGGCCGACCCCGAGCGUGUGGUGCGGGAGAGCUGCGAGGUGGCGCUGGACAUGUAUGACUACGAGACGGGGCCUGCCUUCCAGUACGCCGAUGGGCUGCAGCGGGCCGCACCCCACGAACCCCAACAGAGACCCGGACCCUGAGGGCUGCUUGUCUGCCCGAGGGGGGCCGAAGGGACCCCUUUGCUGCCUUUGCACUCUACUCACCCCCCCCCCCCCAACUAGGCCGAAGUUUACCUCCAGCUCUCCGGGACCUCUGGUGCUUGGGGUCUCCAGGCCGGGUAGUCAGUCCCCAGGGCAACUGGGGCGUUAACUUAGUUUUGAACAGUAAAGUCGUUUUGUCCAGAAA
Messenger RNA from Suncus etruscus (white-toothed pygmy shrew), 1251 nucleotides. RefSeq names its product deoxyhypusine hydroxylase (gene DOHH). Lineage: Eukaryota; Metazoa; Chordata; Mammalia; Eulipotyphla; Soricidae. Bases 117 to 1046 code for a protein of 309 amino acids. The record is from RefSeq and is a predicted model, not a curated record. Gene Ontology annotation, molecular function: deoxyhypusine monooxygenase activity. Gene Ontology annotation, biological process: peptidyl-hypusine biosynthetic process. The transcript has 5 exons.